Spodoptera frugiperda (fall armyworm) is the source of this 2973-nucleotide messenger RNA. Its product is annotated as serine protease snake-like. Gene Ontology annotation, molecular function: serine-type endopeptidase activity. Gene Ontology annotation, biological process: proteolysis. Bases 82 to 1344 code for a protein of 420 amino acids. NCBI's taxonomy places the organism in Eukaryota, Metazoa, Arthropoda, Insecta, Lepidoptera, Noctuidae. The transcript is spliced from 10 exons. The record is from RefSeq and is a predicted model, not a curated record.
AAUAAAUAUUCACCUGACGAUGUUUUUAAGUCAGUUUGAACUAAGCGGAGUUCGUCACUGGCCGCCGAACGCGCGGUAAAGAUGGCGAUUGGAAAAAUAGUUUUAUUUUUUGUAUUAAAUGUUAUAUUCUGUGUUAACUGUCAACUUGGACUUGAUGAAGGAGCCCCGUGCAUCACCACAGGAUUAAAGGGAAAGUGCGUGAACGUCUUUAAAUGUAAUUCAGCAGCCUUAACCUAUUUAUAUACUAACGCUGGUUUUAAUUUAGAGGAGUACAAAAUCCCUCCACUUCCAGAAAUAUGUUCGUACAAGGACAAUGAGCCUGUAGUCUGCUGCACCGACUGCGAUGUGGGGCAGGAGAAAUACCGUGACAUCGCCAUUGGUGCCCAUGGAUAUAUGGUCAACAAAAAAGGAUCCGUGGCCUUAGAAAAAUGCUUGGAGAAUUUCCAGAAGCUACCGUUCGGCUGUCGUUUCCCUGGCUACUUCACGAUAGACAAGACUUGGCUCCAUGACCGCAAGUGUCACAACCAUUCGAUCAGUACGGGUUCCGUCGGAUUCGCUGUUGGAGGACGAGAUGCCAAAAGAUGGGAGUUUCCACAUGUGGCCUUGCUGGGUUAUGGAGAUGACGUAGAUUCCGCGCAGUGGCUGUGUGGAGGAUCAGUGAUCAGCGAGAGAUUCAUCCUCACUGCUGCACACUGCUCAUCUACUCGUUUGCUAGGUGACAUUAGAUACGCCGCACUUGGGCUUUUGAGACGAACGGAUCCUAAAGAAAACUGGAAAAUAUACGAAAUCAAGAGAAUAAUCAAUCAUCCUGAAUACAGACCACCUUCCAAGUAUAAUGACAUAGCACUCUUAGAGACCGUAAACGAGAUAGCGUUUGGGCAGGACUUGUUGCCAGCUUGUCUGCAUACAGGAACUACUCAAAUAAGAUUUGCUGAUGCAUCUGGCUGGGGGCGUCUAGGACACAGACAGGCCUUGGCAGACACCCUACAAGUGGUGAAUCUGGAGGAAUUCGACAGAGAUGAAUGUUCAAAAAUGUACAGACCACACCGACAUUUAGCUAACGGCUACGAUGACUCAAAACAAAUGUGUUUCGGGUCCCGAUACGAAGUCAUAGAUACUUGUGAAGGUGACAGUGGAGGCCCUCUUCAAUAUGGCAGUGAAAAAUGCUUCCACACAAUAAUGGGUGUGACGUCAUUCGGCAAGGACUGCGGCAUCCUCGGCUCGGCCGGCAUGUACACCAGGGUCUCAUACUACGUACCCUGGAUCGAAGGCAUCGUCUGGCCUGAGGCAGUGGAGAAACGUAGGCAGAAGGAAAACCAAUGGGUAAACAAAUGGGUGUUAUAAAGCUCUCUACGUUUUUAGAAGAAGUUAUUUAGUAACGAUUUACCCAAUGAUUGUAAAGUAUCUAAUCUAUACAUAUAAUAAAAUCGUAGAAAAGUGCUGUCUGUACAUUGAAAAUAAAAAUAAAAAAAAUAGCAGGGGUUAUUGUUAUGUCGAUGUCGAACCCAAAAAUGUAAUUAACUUUUUUUUUGUCUGUUUGUCUGUUUGUCUGUUUGUCUGUUUGUCUGUUUGUCUGUUUGUCUGUUUGUCUGUUCGUCUGUGCGCGCUAAUCUCAGAAACGGCUGAUCCGAGUUGGAUGCGGUUUUCACGAAUAUAUUGUGGGAUGCUUAAAUUUACAUUUAGUGUUUGUUUCAUGUCAAUCGGUUCAUAAAUAAAAAAGUUAUGUCAAAUUAAAGAAUCACGUCGAACAUUCUAUGCUUAUACCAUUAAUCUCCGCAACUAUUUGACGGAUUUGGUUGAAAUUUGGUACAGAUAUAGUUUAGAACCUUAGAAAGGACAUAGAUAUAUUUUUAUUUCAAAAAUCAAAAAAUAAAAAUAAGAAAUAAAUUAUUUAUAAAUAAUUCUAUGUCGAUCGUUACACGACUUCGGUUCAUGUUAUUGUUUUAAUUUAUCGAAAAAAAGUAAAUAAAUAGUAAAAAGGUAUGAAAAAAAUAAUAUCAAUAUAAUAAAACAUUUAGUACAAAGAAAAUGCUCUAACGGAGUAUAGAUAAUUCUAUGUCGAUCGUUACACGACUUCGGUUCAUGUUAUUGUUUUAAUUCAUCGAAAAAAAGUAAAUAAAUAGUAAAAAGGUAUGAAAAAAAUUAUAUCAAUAUAAUUAAACUUUUAGUACAAAGAAAAUGCCCGAACGGAGUAUAAAUAAAUAAUCCAAGUUGUCUUUAUCCUCGAUAGAUGGCGUUGGGAUCGAAAUAGAUCGCGCUAUGGUUUCGUUACAUUCAUUUGGUUGGGUAUCGGCCGAGCGCUUCGGUACUAUCGUAGAAAAAGUGUAUUAUCAGUCGUAUGAUUAUUUGUCUGUAGUGGUCCUGCUGUUUCGUAUAUUCUAAAUUGGUUUCGUUGUAUUUGUCAAUUAAUAAGUUUAUUUGUUGGGUUUUCCUGGUUUUUUGGUUAAACUAUUUAACGUAGGUUUAGUUUGAUAUCGAUUAUUAGUAGUUACUGUAGUUAGUUUUUUUAAUAAAAUUGUAAGUCUAAUUUUUUUUUUAAUUAGAUUAGAUUUAAGUCGUUUCUUUUAAAUUAUUUAGUUUAAGCUUGGUUAUUAUAGCAUAGAGGAUAGGUUUUAAUAUAGUUUCUUUUUUAAUUGUUAUAAAUUCGUAAUUCGUAGCUUUCUUUAGUUUUAAGUUAGUUUAAGUCCGUUUUUAAACUAUUUUUUCAAUGCCCUAAGUGAGUAUACAUCUAUUAAAUUUAAACGCAGAGCUCAUUAUGUUGAUUUUUGAAGAGUUCCCUGGAAUAUCUUCCACAUCUCAUUUUUGAAGAGAUCCCGCGAGAUCGGGAACUAUGUGGUUAAAACCAAAAAUUUGCCGGAAGUCACUAUUCCACGCGAACGAAGUCGCGGGCAAAAGCUAGUAAUUGAUAAAGUACAAUUACAGAGAUCUAGAAUAAGUAUGAAAUAAAUCAUAUGAUUGCCAAUUUUACAAUUA